AUGGAUGAUGAGUAUCUAAGGUCAUCAAUAUAUCACAUGGAAGAUCCCAGCAACCCGGAGGGUGUCAAAGAGAUUCGACCCUGUCAAUCUCCCAACCUGUUGCUGGUGAGCUGGAUGAGCCUCCCUUUCAAAGGUGCAGUCUUUGGAUGGGGAAGUCCAAUACUAACUAGCAAAGUGGACUACAUUGAAGGGACAGGGCACCUCCUGCCACAAAAUGCUGAUGGGAGUCUGUCCUUGACAAUUUGCUUGGAAGCUGAAGCUAUGGAGUCCUUCAAGAGGCUGUUCUAUGAGACUGACACUUGA
Linum tenue is the source of this 303-nucleotide messenger RNA. Lineage: Eukaryota; Viridiplantae; Streptophyta; Magnoliopsida; Malpighiales; Linaceae. The record is from the annotation of a GenBank genome assembly.